Messenger RNA from Aspergillus niger, 1101 nucleotides. RefSeq lists its product as uncharacterized. The coding region runs from base 1 to 1101 and encodes 366 amino acids. The transcript is spliced from 4 exons. NCBI's taxonomy places the organism in Eukaryota, Fungi, Ascomycota, Eurotiomycetes, Eurotiales, Aspergillaceae. The record is from RefSeq and is a predicted model, not a curated record.
AUGCAGAAAAAGCGAAAAGCGCCGGCAUCACAACAUGUGGAAAAACAGCCCAAGAAGCCUUGUCGACAGCAGAAUCCUGCUCUACCGGAUCCCGGAAACAUCGAUCAGGAGCGGGUCCAAGCACUCCUGCAGACCUUCCAAGGCUCUUCCAUACACUACUGGAUACAGAAUAAUGUAUGGCCGAAAAUGCUCUUCAAUAAUGUCAUUGGGUCCGUUGUUAUCCAGCCCCGGGCUACGGAAGAAGAGGAGUACGAUAAAGGAAGGCAUAAGGGCAGCUUCUGGCGCCGAUAUACGGAUGAAGAGAUGGCCAUUGAAGAUAAACAGAUUUGCGAGGAGUUGUUAAAACGGGAAUGUGAGACUCCUGUAGACACAGCAUUUGAUGAAGAAAACCUUCGGUACAUCAACAGGCAACAGUAUAGCGGGAAGAAUGGAAAUGGAACCUCUCGAAUGAUCGGUCAGUUGAUGGUUCCGUCUGCGGAGCUUGAGAUCUUGUCGGGUCGACUCGGUUCUAUUAAGGGGUUACGUCAGAUCCAUCUGGCUGAGAGUAUCCGUGAACCCUGGUAUGGAUCGACUACUCUUGACGAGGAUCCGAGUCUAGUACGAAAUGCAUGCGGAGACUCAGCCCCGUGGCUCAGACUCCCGACACCGCAGCCUUCUUAUGCAGUGGGAUUCUCAAAUUAUGCGUUCAGCAGAGAACAGCUUCGCAAGCUCAAGCCCUUUGUGGGGACAGACGAUCUUGAGUAUACUAUCCGGCCACGAUCAAUGCAUAGCAUGACUCGAGCCCUCCGAGGUGUUGUUGAACUUUUUAGAGUAGCUGGUCGUCAGGAUGAGUUACAUCAAAGGGUCCUCGGUUUUUCUGUCUACUAUGACUUUCAGAAGGUCGAGAUGUUUGCGCACUAUGUUAUUAUAGAAGACAACAAGGCAACAUACUACUGCGAUCGCAUUGGUAGCUUCUCUUUCGGCUUUUGCCAGGAUGAGUACAAGGACAGAUGGAGAUCUUACAAGUUUGUGAUAGCUCUCUAUCAUGACUGGGUCCCAAUUCAUCAUCAACGACUCUGCUCGGCAAUUGACAGUCUACCAGAUGUUGAUCCGAAAACUUAG